AUGGCUGCUCCUCCCGCCAAGCGGCAGCGCAAACUGGUGGUUCUCUCAUCCUCAGAUAACGAGGAGUCGUUUAUAACGUCGCCUUCAGUGGAGAUCAACAGUCCCGAGAAGAAGAACAAGCCUAUGCUGACCUACUCUAGAUCAGCGACUAACACCAAUAUAGUAUCACGCGAGAAUCCAUCGAAGCGGGUUAAGACAACAACAACAUCAAUGAGAGCAAAACCCGAACCGAGCGAAAAAGGUAAUACGCGCGCACCUUCUCGACGAUCAAAAAAGGACUCGAAAGUGGAAGUAUCCUCACCGUCGCCACAGAAAAAGGCUCGUCAACAAAAACAGCAACAACAAGGCGAACCGACGCGGUCAUUGCAUAAUUUCUUCCAGCCUGCGACCGAUGAACAGCGAUGGUCGUUUAGUAAGUCUGAUGCUGGUUCACGGCAAGGACAGCAUGGAUCAUCUUUUGCGGAGGAGUUGGAGGAUGAUUUGAUUGAAGAUGACUGGCUUGAAGACGACUGGAUUGAGGAUGAUGUGCUCGGGGAUGCAAGUGGGCCGCAGAAGCUUACGAUCCGAGAUUCGGUCAAAAAGCACGACUCUAAAGCUCCAAAGCCUGCCUCGCGAGCUUCUAAGCGGUUUAUAUUGGAUGACGAUCCACCUGUCAAGCGGACAGAGGUGACCUCUACAGAAGAGACUGAUCGAAGACCUUGGUCGGAGAAAUAUGCGCCUCAUGUUAUAGAUCACUUGGCCGUUCACAAGAAGAAAGUAGCCGAUGUCAGGGAGUGGCUGAGUGCUGCGCUGUCUGGGAGAAGUCGACAUAAAAUACUUGUAUUACAUGGUCCAGCAGGAUGUGGAAAGACAACUACUGUCUCGCUGCUGUCUGAUGAGCUGAAGUUCGACAUUAUCGAUUGGAAAAGUCCAUUUAGCACUGAUAGCGGCAACGGUCAAUAUACUUCUUUGAGUGCGCAAUUGGACGAUUUUCUAAGCCAGCUGAAUGGAUUUAGCGGUCUCGAUCUCAGCUAUUCUUCUGCUUCUUCUUCUUCUUCUUCUUCUUCGGCAUCAAAGUCUUCGAUUUCUAAACAGACACCAGGGCAGACAGCCAGAAAAAGAGUGAUAUUGAUAGAGGAGUUCCCGGCCAAUUUAUCUUGGGGAUCUACCACGUUGUCCUCGUUUCAGACUUCUCUCCGUCGGUAUUUGGCUUCGAGCUCGCCCGGUUCACGAAGUAUAUUCGGAAGCACAACAGACACGACACCCCCUAUUGUCAUUAUCAUUUCCGAGACAAUGUUGGGCUCAAGCGGGUCAACAUCUGAGAAUUUGACCGCGCACAGAUUACUCGGCCCAGAAGUAUAUACUCACCCAGGCGCAACGACCAUUGAAUUCAAUCCUAUAGCGCCCACCUUCAUGCUGAAAGCUUUGCAAGUUAUUUUGAAAAAGGAAACCAACAAAUCGGGACGUCGGGAGAUCCCUGGUACCGAAGUACUAAAAAAAUUGUCUGAGUUGGGUGAUAUCCGAAGCGCUAUAUCAGCACUUGAGUUUCUCUGCGUGCGAGAUGUUAGGGGUAGUCAAGGAUGGAGUGGCCGAGCCUCUUGGAAAUCGACAACAAAGAGUACAGUUCCGCUUACUGCCAUGGAGAAAGAGUCGUUGGAGUUGAUUACACAACGAGAGACCAGUCUCGGGUUAUUUCAUGCUGUUGGUAAAGUGGUUUAUAAUAAGAGGGAUGAGAAUGUGGACCCAGGACAACAACAAGAAAUUCAUGUUGCGCCUCCGGGUCAUCUACUGCACUUGGAUCGGCCGAAAGUAUCACAGGUAUCUGUUGAGGAUAUGAUGGACAAGACUGGAACGGACGUUCACACAUUUACGGCUGCUUUACACGAGAACUACCCACCGUCAUGUGAUGGGUCGUCAUUCACGGAGACGCUGGAAGGCUGCAUCGAGUAUCUGUCGGACAGUGACAUCCUCGGCUCGGAGACUCGGUCGUUCUUAUUCAACAGUAGGAACGGAAUCGGGACAGCACGCACUCGUUUUCUAGGCUAUGGUGCAAGUAUUGACCGCUUACGACAGGACGAGAUCAGUUUUUACGUUGCGGUGCGCGGGUUGCUAUUCUCUUUGCCGUAUCCUGUACGGAGAAAGAUUGAACAGCAGUCUGCUUCUGCUGCCAAAGGCAAACAUGUUGGCCCGUUUAAGCUUUAUUACCCGACUUCUCAACGACUGUGGAAGGAUAUUGAGCAAGUUGAUGGGUUGGUGAAUCUGUGGGAGAGGCAGCUCCUGCUCGAUCCUUCCGGGAUCAGACGACCAGGCCACAGCCUGGCAGCUGGUCGUGACGGGGGCGUUGCGUCCUGGAAGACGAAUGCGAUGAAUGCGAAUUUGUCAUUGAAUACUGCCAAGCAACGGGAUGAUGAGUCGCAACAAAUGCCUUUUAUGAUGUCUCGCGAAGACAUGCUUCUACACUACUUGCCAUAUCUAUCCAAAAUCAUGGGCGAUACCCGUACGCCUCCUCGUGGACUGGACAGGAUCACUCAAUUCAGCGGCAUCCACGCACCGAAGGAAGAAGACUUUCUAGAUGAUGACAUGCAAGAAGACGUAGAGGCAACGAACGGUCAUCGAGCUGGGAUUCGAAGUUUGGAUACAAACGAGGUGGUUCAGAAAAAGGAGGAACAAUUGUUUCUGAGUGACGAUGAUAUUGAGGACUGA
Talaromyces marneffei is the source of this 2682-nucleotide messenger RNA. RefSeq lists its product as uncharacterized. Bases 1 to 2682 code for a protein of 893 amino acids. Gene Ontology annotation, molecular function: chromatin binding. Gene Ontology annotation, biological process: DNA repair; mitotic DNA replication checkpoint signaling; DNA damage checkpoint signaling. The record is from RefSeq and is a predicted model, not a curated record. Lineage: Eukaryota; Fungi; Ascomycota; Eurotiomycetes; Eurotiales; Trichocomaceae. The transcript has 3 exons.